AUGCUGGGAUGCACGAUUGGCGGCACGUUCGGUCUCAUCGUGGGCACCAUUGGUGGACUGUCGGCCAAGCUGCGAGGACGGCAGCUCGUGCGGACGGUGGGCAACACCAUCCUGCAGAGCGGCGGCGCCUUCGGAUUCUUCCUCGCCAUCGGCAGCGCGAUUCGAUGCGAUUACCGACCGAGCGAGCCGCUGAUGAUUUCUUCCCCCGCUCCCAUCACCUCUGCGCAACGCUCCAACUGA
Messenger RNA from Acanthamoeba castellanii str. Neff, 240 nucleotides. RefSeq lists its product as uncharacterized. Gene Ontology annotation, cellular component: TIM23 mitochondrial import inner membrane translocase complex. The transcript has a single exon. Gene Ontology annotation, biological process: protein import into mitochondrial matrix; protein insertion into mitochondrial inner membrane. Bases 1 to 240 code for a protein of 79 amino acids. The record is from RefSeq and is a predicted model, not a curated record. NCBI's taxonomy places the organism in Eukaryota, Discosea, Longamoebia, Acanthamoebidae.